Messenger RNA from Knipowitschia caucasica, 759 nucleotides. NCBI's taxonomy places the organism in Eukaryota, Metazoa, Chordata, Actinopteri, Gobiiformes, Gobiidae. The record is from the annotation of a GenBank genome assembly.
AUGAACUGGGGUUUCCUGGAGAAGAUCCUGAGUGGAGUCAACAAGUACUCCACCGUGAUCGGCCGCAUCUGGCUGUCGGUGGUGUUCUUGUUCCGCAUCCUGGUGUACGUGGCGGCGGCGGAGCAGGUGUGGAAGGACGAGCAGAAGGACUUUGUCUGCAACACUCGGCAGCCGGGCUGUGAGAACGCCUGCUUCGACCGCUCCUUCCCGGUGUCGCAGGUCCGGCUCUGGGCCCUGCAGCUCAUCAUGGUGUCCACGCCGUCUCUGCUGGUGGCGCUGCACGUGGCCUACAGGGAGCACCGCGAGAGCCGCCUCCACCGCAAGAUCUACGCCGACAAGAGCAGCCUGGACGGAGGCUUGUUCUGCACCUACACCUUCAGCCUGAUCUGCAAGACAGCCUUUGAGGUGGGAUUCCUUCUGGCUUUUUACUUCAUCUACGACGGCUUCGAAGUGCCCAUCCUGAUCCGCUGCGACGAGAGCCCCUGCCCCAACACCGUGGACUGUUACAUCGGGAAAGCCACAGAGAAGAAGAUCUUCCUCUGCAUCAUGGGCACCACCUCCAUCCUCUGCAUCGUCCUCAACCUCCUGCACACAGCCCACGGCAAACACUGCGUGAGGAAAACCUGCUGCACCGGUUCAGACAGACGCUCAUCACCUGCUGCUGUCCUCCUGCUGAGAGACCUCCUGCUGAGAGACCUCCUGCUGAGAGACCUCCUGCUGAGAGGCCUCCUGCUGCUGCUGCCUGGACUACUACAUUAA